Messenger RNA from Rhipicephalus microplus (southern cattle tick), 2691 nucleotides. RefSeq lists its product as uncharacterized. The record is from RefSeq and is a predicted model, not a curated record. Lineage: Eukaryota; Metazoa; Arthropoda; Arachnida; Ixodida; Ixodidae.
ACGCUGUGCGGGCGAACGCCCCUACCAAUGAUGUAUAAACGUUGGUGCGCGCGGGUGCGGGGCACUCGGCAAGUUGUUGCGUUUUGCUGUAUUUCGUCCGCUGGCUACAACGCUGCUGGCUGUACAUGGACAUUCAUCAUGACCAAAGGGAGAAGUACGAAAUUCAGUGCGUCGGUCGUAAACGAAGUGGAUUGCAACGGCGAUGCUAUCAGCAAGUGGUGCAAGCCAGGUGUAAAGGACACGGAGGCUUUUUGAAUUUUUUGCAGUGUGUCAAUUUCCUGUGCCCAGCAUGGCACUGCUGCUGUCAAGCGGCAUGUAAGCCAAAAGAAGCAUUUAGAGGCAGCAGCGAAGCGGCGAGACACAAGUGGUGUGCUGCUAGCUCCCAAAACUGUGCAAGCCACGAUAGAUUUUUUGCAGGGAACGCCUCGUGCCACAUUGCAAGAUCAAGUGUGUGGGGCGGAAGCCAUUUUCGCUAUGGCUGUUGUUUCAAAGGACAUUCCCUAUGCCUGGGGCACCACUGCUACGGACAUUUAUGAAAAAAUGUUUACUGACAGUGACGUGGCCAAAAAGUUCAACUGCGCAAGGGCCAAGCUUUCUUACGUCAUCUCUGAUGGGCUGGGGCCCUUCUUCAAAUAAAAGCUCGUUGCAGAGUUGUGUCGGCCGAAAGUGUUUUUUGUCCUUGUGAUUGAUGAAACUCCAAAGCCUGAGCAGCGUGUCCAGCAGUUAGAUCUACCUGUGCGGUAUUUCUCCGAGAGUAGGCAGCAGGUGGUUGUUGAGCACUUGCAUUCGUGUAACCUUGGCCGGGCCACUGGUGACAUAGUCGUGGAGUGCAUAGAGGAUGCCCUAGCUGAGCUACCGGGUCAAGGCUUACUCUGCUUCUUCAGUGAUGGCCCUGACGUCAUGAAGAGUGUGAAGUCCAAGUUAAAACAAAGAAUUAACCCAAAUCUGGUCGACGUGGGAGAGUGCACUCUGCACAAAGUGCACAAUGCAUUUUCAAAGGGCCUAGAUGCAUUUUGCUCUGAUAUUGAACAAGUUGUCAGAGAUGUGUACUACUAUUUUAAGCAUUCAUCUGUGCGUUCUGAGAGCCUAAAAGAACAGCAAGAACUCUUGGGUUUAGUUCCUCAUGUUUUUCUCCGGCACGUGUCCAACCGCUGGCUGACACUACAGGAUUCGCUAGGCCGUGUGCUAGAACAGUUCACUGCUUUGCAGUCUUUUUUUGUGGAGAAGAGCCACGCUGUGCGUCAACCAAAUGCCCAGACUCAGCACAACAGGCUCGCUGCAGCUUUUGCCAGCAAGACUCUGUUUGCUAAAAUGUUGUUUCUAAGAAAUGCGGCAGAACUUUUUGCUGGGUUUUAGCGCUUGUCUCAAAAGCAGGAGCCACUUCUACAUGUCCUUCAUGAUGAAAUCCUGGCACUGGUGCGAGGAGUUUUGAGCCGGGUCUUAAGAAGUGAAGUGUAUUGCACCAAGACUGCAAAAGAGUUGACAAAACUGAACCUGGACAAUGGAGCGUUCCGGAAGGUGCGCCCGGAAGUUGGGAUGGACACUGAGAAGGCUAUGGAAGGCUGGGACCCUGCAGAAAAAAAAACUUUCCACCUUGGGGCUCGUGCAUUCUACAUCACUUGUGCAAAAGCACUUCUCCAGAAGCUUUCUCUCACAAACAAAGUAAUCAUGCAUGCAAAGUUUCUUGCCUUGAAAUGUGAGAAUGCUGAACAGGAGGUGCGGUCCUUGCGGUACAUUGCCGGGCAGCUGCAGCCUCAGGUCAUUUGUGGGGAUCAAGUGUCAUCGCUGAUCGACGAAUGGAACAUGCUCAAGUGUGAUGGGGACAGAGGCACCCUGCACUUGGAAGGAAGGGUGGAUGUGUACUGGGCCAAGGUGCUUUGCCUGAAGACUACCACCGGAGAACUGAAGUAUCCGUUGCUGUCUAAGAUUAUCAAAGCACUGCUUUGCUUACCACAUGGCAAUGCUGAUGCUGAAAGAGGUUUCAGCGAAAACAAGAACCUGUUAGAUGGAAGAAGCUCGCUGAGCAUUGCCAGCAUAAAUGGCAUGCGCCAAGUGAAGAGCUUCCUUCAGCAUUAUGACGGGGACGCAACUAAGGUGCCACUCAACGCCGACCUGCUUAGGAGUGUGAGGCAAUCACGGGCUAAGUAUGCGCAAAGAUUGAGCCUCGAGGCAAGCUCGAGCAAACGCAAGGCAACGGAAGAUCCUGUCGUAAAGCAGCCCACUCACGAAGCAGCAAAAGCUGCUUUAGAGGACCAAGUGGCAGCCAGCAAGGCAUUGCUCACGAGUGCAGAAGAAAUAAUCAACGCAGGUGUCAAGAAAAAAGACAUGAAUAAAGUGUCAAGUGGCCAUGUACUGUUGGCAAAGGGGAACGCCAGCCUGGAGAUUGCGCUUAGAAAGCUCAGUAAGCUCGAAGAGAUUUCUAAAAAAAGAAAGCAUUAAUGUGUGGUGUCUAGACUCGUCAAGUUGAAUGGUGUCUGAACUAGUCAAGUGGAGUGAUUGAACUUGUCAAGUUGUCAUGUCUCUAUUAAUCAAGUUUUAUGAGCUUCUUGCCAUAUGCAAGAUCACUUGUUUUUGUCUUGUUAAUAGGUGUGAAAGCUGUGUGUUAUUAUGGUUGUGCGAAUGUUCUCGGCUGUUUAUUUGCUAUUUAGGUCAUCUUAUGGCAAAAAAUAAAAUGUUUGAAACUGCUCCAAA